AUGGUGGCGACCGCGUCCUCUGUGAAUUCCUUCCAUUUCUCUGCUUCGGCUCGACGGCCACCGAUCAAUCCGCCAUCGUUAAACCUCGCUCGACUAUCGUCCACCUUCUCCUCUUUCACCCAGCCACUUAUCGGGGAGCUCCGACAAGCUCCGGCGAGCGUCGGUGUUGCCAGGCUGAUCGAGAAAGCUUCUGGGAGAUUGCUGGAUGCAUUUGUAGACUUCGCUUUCCAAUUUGCAGAUCAGCCAUGGCUCCCUUCGCAGAGCAAUUUCAUGUCAGUGGACGAGGUGGAUGAAGCGGUGAACAUUACAAAUAUAGAAGGAGAGAUCCCUAAUGAUUUUCCUGAUGGAGUUUAUAUCAGAAAUGGAUCUAACCCGCUGUUCGGCACGCUUCAGUCUUCCUCCUCCCUGCUCGGCCGAUCCAGUGAGACAUGGGUGGAAGGCGAGGGCAUGCUCCAUGCCCUCUCCUUCUCCCGGGCUACCGCCGGCGGCUGGGUGGUGUCCUACAAAAACCGCUUUGUUGAAUCAAUAUCUUUCCAACUCGAGCGCCGCCGCAACCAUCCUGCCUUCCUUCCAGUCAUCGAAGGUGACGCUCCCGCCAUCCUCGCUUCUUCCCUCCUCAACCAGCUAAGGUUUGGGAAAGUGGCGAAGGAUCUCAGCAACACUAAUGUGUUCGAGAUAUCUGGGAAAUUCUUCGCUAUAUCGGAGAACCACAUGCCGGUGGAGAUAGAUUUAUUAAGUCUCGAGACGACCGGCAAUUGGGAUCUCCGCGAAGCGUGGAAUCGGCCGUUUAUUGCUCAUCCCAAGAAAGCUCCAGGAGGAGAGCUUGUUUUCGUUGGGGCGGACGGGAGAAAACCAUUCCUUGUUCUCGGCAUUGUCUCAGCGGAUGGAAAAGUGCUAAAACAUAAGGUUGACCUCAAGCUUGAGAGAGGCAUCAUUUGCCAUGAUAUUGGAGUAACUAGAAGAUACAAUAUAAUUCUGGACAUGCCGCUGACGUUUGACUGGGCUAGGCUGUUGAAAGGCGGCCCGUUGGUGAAAUAUGAUAAAGAAAGUUAUGCAAGAAUUGGUGUGAUGCCUCGCUAUGGAGAUUCUGAUUCGAUUAAAUGGUUUGAUGUCCAGCCGUUCUGUACCUUUCACAUUGUAAACUGCUAUGAGGAUGGAGAUGAGGUGGUUGUAAGGGGUGGUCGAUCACUGGGAUCAAUAAUUCCCGGCCCGGAAUUAGGAAGAAACAAAUUUCAGUGGUUCUCUAGUGGUUUUAAACUAAAAUCAACGGUAGAAGAUAGUGAUGAUAAUUCCAAUCAAGGUCUCUUCCUGAGUCGCUUACAUGAGUGGAGGUUGAACAUGAAAACUGGGAGUGUGAGGGAAAGAUAUAUAACUAGAAGUGAUUUCUUCUACGAGUUCCAUAUAUGCAAUGAUCUCUUUGUAGGCUUACACAACCAGUAUGCUUAUGCACAAGUUGUGAAUUCUGUAGCAAGCUCUAUCUGUGGAUUGCCAAAGUAUGGAGGGCUCGCAAAAUUCCACCUUGAUGAGAAAGAUAGUACUAGAAUGGAAAAUAAUGGCGAUGGAUACAUAAAGAUAGAGAGACACCAGCUUGGUGCAAAUGAGUUUUGCUCUGGAGCAGCAUUUGUCUCUAAAAAGGGUGGCGUUCAGGAAGAUGAUGGUUGGGUAAUCUCUUUUGUUCACAGUGAAGAUACAAAUACAUCUCAAGUUCACAUAAUUGAUGCGAGAAACUUUGAGGGUGAACCUGUUGCAAAAAUAACUUUACCCAAACGAGUGCCCUAUGGAUUCCAUGGAGCUUUUUUCCCAAUGCUUGACAGACUAUGAUAUAUAUAUAUGGGAAAUUUACAGACAAUCUCACAAUUCUCAUGUUUUUGCAUAUCCGACCAACACCUUAAGUUUGAUAUUUACAUUUAUAACAUUUUGUUGUCAUAAACUUAUGCGUGGAAUGUGU
Molecule: messenger RNA, 1948 nt
Organism: Phalaenopsis equestris
Lineage: Eukaryota; Viridiplantae; Streptophyta; Magnoliopsida; Asparagales; Orchidaceae
Product: carotenoid 9,10(9',10')-cleavage dioxygenase 1-like
Exons: 13
Coding region: 1-1821 (606 amino acids)
Biological process (GO): carotene catabolic process
Cellular component (GO): chloroplast stroma
Molecular function (GO): carotenoid dioxygenase activity
Source: RefSeq, a predicted model, not a curated record